Molecule: messenger RNA, 2949 nt
Organism: Actinia tenebrosa (Australian red waratah sea anemone)
Lineage: Eukaryota; Metazoa; Cnidaria; Anthozoa; Actiniaria; Actiniidae
Product: F-box DNA helicase 1
Biological process (GO): double-strand break repair via homologous recombination; replication fork processing
Cellular component (GO): nucleus
Molecular function (GO): 3'-5' DNA helicase activity; DNA binding; protein binding
Source: RefSeq, a predicted model, not a curated record
CGCCGUCCUUAAAAUCUAACAGCUUUGCAGAAAUAGUUUUCAUGAGAUCUUUAUCCCUUUCAGUAAUAUCGAAGGCUAAUGAAAGAAAACAGUCAGUAAUUGAGGAAGACUAACGAUAUUUUAGUCGCUCUGGUUGAUUUUCGAAUCGUUGACUUGUUAUUUUAUUGGACUUGCAUCAUGUCGUGCUUGUGAAGCGCGUUUUUACGUUUCCUCAUCUCUUCAUACUUUGGUAUCAUAAAGUCUUCUUCUCUUCAAGAUGAGCUUCCGCGGAGGUCAGAUUUGUGGUCAACUUCCAGUGGAAAUACUUGAAAACAUUUUUUGUCAAGUGCCUUUUCAAGAUUUGAUGAGGAAUUGCGCAGCUGUUUGCAAGAGCUGGAAUGAUGUUAUUAACAAACCAGAGUUCUURUAUUGGAAAAAAAUGUAUCACAGAUUGAUUAUGGGCUGUCAAAAAACACGUCAAAAAGUCCAAGAAAUUAUGGAUGAAGAAGGCCUUAUGAAGAACCCUACAGACUUUACCCCAAAACUCUGCAACUUUGUUAAAAGUUUUAGAAGUAAUAAUCCUUUGCUCUUAGAUGCUUUGAACAGCCACAGUAAAUAUCCCUUGAUUUCAUGUUUUUAUAACUCAACAUCACAGUCAGUUAGAGAGAACCCUUGGUCAGUCAUUCUGCUGCUUACUAUCGUGUCUACAACUGUUCAAGAUAUUACUGAGAUCAUCUGGACAAUGAUGUCCAAAACGUCCAACUGCCUGGUUAUUGAAAUCAUUGAGCUGUUGUAUCUACUUGCGACAAUGUUGUGGGUGAUGAAGUCUGAGGCAAGAAUUAACUCAGGGCUUCAUUACAGGAUAAUAUAUGCUUGCCAUUUAUUUGAGAGUUCUUCCACCAUUAGUCAAGUAUCAGGUUACGCUGGCACCUCCUAUGAACUAACUCAUGAGCAGUUAGCCAUCAUCAAACACAAUAUAAUGCCUGAGGAAGUGAUCAAGAUAGUGGCUUUUGCUGGAACCGGUAAAACAACAACUUUAGUGGAAUUUACUAGAGCAAAUCCAAAUAUGAAAUUCUUAAAUGUGUCAUUCAACAAAUCUAUUCAGCAACAAGCUGAAAGGAUAUUUCCACCAAAUGUAAAAUCAAGGACGAGUCAUUCUCUGGCGUUUAGAGCUUAUGGAUGCCGAUACACAAGGAAACUUGGUACUACAUUAAGGAGUACAGAUGCCCAAAGAGUACUGGCAGACAAUACUACCUUCAUUCACGCCGAGAGAGUCGUUCAGACGGUCAACAACUUCUUGGCAUCUUCUCGUCAAUAUGUAACUAAAGAAGAUAUCACCAGGAGUAGGUUCACCAGUGACGAUAAAAAAAUUGAAAAAUAUUUCAACAGUGACGCCUAUAAAUCUAAACUGUUAAAAGAUGCUAAAACAAUUUGGAAUAAAAUGAAAGACGUUAACGACAAAGACAUAUACAUGACACAUGAUGCCGUGGCCAAUAUUCUACUAUCCCAAAGGUGCUCCAAGAUAUUAGUAGGCGAUCCUCAUCAGCAGAUCUACUCCUUUCGCGGAGCUGAAAACGCCAUGGAGUCUGUCAAGAGUAGUCAUACCUUUUACUUGACUCGGUCUUUCAGGUUUGGUCCUGAGAUAGCCUAUGUUGCCAAUUCUCUGCUUGAGGUACAGAAGGACUAUCAUGGCAAGACACUAAUUGGUAAUGGUAAACCAGGUGGAAUAAUGGGAGAUACUGUCGGUCAAUUGGCUAUUAUUUGCAGAACGAAUUUUGGAGUAUUUUCUGAGGCAUCGAGGUUAUGUCACCAUGGAAACAACCUCAAGGUUGCCUUUGCUGGGGGCCUAGAAAGGUACAACUUGAACCGAGUUCUGGAUAUUUAUCAUCUCCACAGUGGUUAUGGGCACGACUUGAUUAAAGACCCGUUCAUUAAAAGAUUUAGAACAUUUAAGGAGCUGUUGAAAUUUGCGAGUGAUGCAAACGAUAAAGAACUCGGCGGUAAAAUUAAGAUUGUAGAGCAUUUUGGCAGCAAUGUCCCUAUAUACAUUAAAUCGAUCAACAACAAUGUGAUUGAAGAUGCGAGCCAGGCAGAUUAUAUAGUUUCUACUGCACACAAGGCAAAGGGGCUGCAGUUCAGUAGUGUGCGAGUACAUGAUGAUUUUGCUCUUACUAAUCCCAGCAUGAUCAGCACUACAGUCACAGAAGCAGAUAUCAGGGAUGAAAACAACCUUCUUUAUGUAGCUGUGACACGGGCUCAGAACAGACUAAUACUCAACCAAACUAUCGUGCGUGCCUUACAAUUGAACAAGGAACAUCUUCUGCAGCCCGUUACAGGAGGGUCCUAUGAUGGGGGUUCAAUUAGCUGCAAGUUCUGCUACAACCCAGUAAUAUUGGAUCAUGUGCCUUCUUUGCUGGUUGAACAACCUAAACACACGAUCUAUAACAAGAACAACAGGGAAGAAAAGGGCCAGGGAUUUGUAUGUUGUUUGUGUGCACUUGAGAAAGUGCCUCAUCUUUACUGCUUUCUUAAUCCGCCUGUUGACUGAAGAAAACAAGAAGAACAAGAAGAAAAGUAAAAGAAGGAAGACUGAAAAGAAGUAGUGUUAGACUUCCCUUGGGGAUAUCACACAAUAGACUUCUCUGUCCUCUCUACACAUUCUCGGCAAAGCUAGAAAGCUACGUUUGCGACACCAGGACACUAGAGUAAAUAUUUGCGUAUGCACUUUUUUCCUUUGCGCUUCAAUACUUUCAGUUCGCAGACGGUGCGUUAUCAGGGCGGCUACUUUUCAUGGUUGUUUUAUAGCGCAACACACACAAGUAUUUUAAAAAUAUCUUCAGUGCAGGGGCUUAGCGCUACCAAACACACCUCUUUUGGUUAAACCAGCCAGUUUCGCAUUGAAAUACUGAUACAUUAAAUGUUAUACACUCAAUUGAAGAAUCGUUGUCGGGUUCAGAAACAUAGAACAUA